This is a messenger RNA of Didymosphaeria variabile, 1545 nucleotides long. RefSeq lists its product as uncharacterized. NCBI's taxonomy places the organism in Eukaryota, Fungi, Ascomycota, Dothideomycetes, Pleosporales, Didymosphaeriaceae. The record is from RefSeq and is a predicted model, not a curated record. Gene Ontology annotation, molecular function: mannan endo-1,4-beta-mannosidase activity; carbohydrate binding. The coding region runs from base 1 to 1545 and encodes 514 amino acids. Gene Ontology annotation, biological process: substituted mannan metabolic process. The transcript has 2 exons.
AUGUUGGUCUCUCGAGCAUUUGGUCUUGUCGCUACUGUGAGCAGCGUUCUCGCACAGACAAUCGUAUACGAAGCUGAAUCUGGUGCUUUGAAUGGCGUCACGGUUGGCACUUCUGUCAUAGGCUUUACCGGUUCGUGGAGUCUCUUAUCUGUCACUGCGUCCGUAUCCUGGAGCAUUCGUAGAGCACAUGUCACUUCAUACGUACAAAACGUCCAAAUUUCCAUGCGGCCGGUUACAAGGUUUCUCAAGCUCACAAGAACAGGGACCGGAUAUGUAGAAGGCUUCGACACUACAACGGAUACCAUCACCUUCAACGUUUCGAGUACCGCUUCGAAACUUUAUGACCUUAGCAUCGUCUACAACGGGCCGUACGGAGACAAAUUCACUACUGUGAUCCUCAAUGGCGUUGGUGGCUCACAAGUUUCUCUCCCAGCGACUACAAACUGGACGACCGUCUCGGCUGGGCAAGUGUUGCUCCAUGCUGGAUCGAACACUAUUCAGAUACAAAAUAAUUGGGGUUGGUAUCUCGUAGAUUCGAUUAAAAUUGCGCCGGCCGCUAAGCGUGGGGCUCACAAAAUCACGACUACGCCUAUCAACAAGAAUGCGAACAGCGAUGCGAAGGCCUUGCUCAAAUUUCUCGGCAACAUCUACGGAAAGAAUAUCCUGUCUGGCCAACAUGAUCAGGCCUCGCUUGACUGGGUUACACAGAACGUCGGCAAAACUCCAGCCAUCGGCGGUUAUGAUUUCAUGGACUACACUGAAAGCCGGAAAGCUUACGGCGCUUCAUCGACGGACGUUGAGAAGGCAAUAGCUUUCGCGAAGAAAGGAGGGAUAAUCACCUUCCAGUGGCAUUGGGGAGCACCAGCAGGUUUGUACAAUACAGCCGAUCAUCCAUGGUACAGUGGCUUCUACACUGAUGCUACCGACUUCAACAUCGAGACGGCCCUUCAGGAUACCACCAACGCCAACUACACCCUUCUCAUUAAUGAUAUUGACACCAUUGCCGUAGAGCUGAAAGAACUCCAGGCCGCAGCGGUGCCGAUCAUCUUCCGUCCACUGCACGAGGCUGAGGGCGCGUGGUUCUGGUGGGGAGCGAAAGGACCAGAACCCGCGAAAAAGCUAUGGAACAUUCUGUACGACCGACUGACGAACCACCACAAAUUGAAUAACCUGAUUUGGGAGUGGAACUCCGUCGCUGCUGCAUGGUACCCAGGAAACAACAAGGUCGAUAUCGUCAGCGCAGACACCUACAACCAAGGGGAUCAUGGGCCGAUUUCCGCCACGUACAAUAGCCUUCUUGCCCUGACAAACGACACUAAGAUCAUUGCUGCCGCAGAGAUCGGAUCUGUAAUGGAGCCCGAUCAGCUGCAGGCAUACCAAGCAGACUGGGUAUACUUUGCAGUUUGGAGCGGGGACUAUAUUUCUGGUGGCUCUUGGAAUAGCUUAGACCUCCUCAAGCGGAUCUAUGUCAGCGACUAUGUGCUGACGCUGGACGAGAUUCAAGGUUGGAAAAAGGCAGAAUCUGCGAGAGCAUGGGACGCAUAG